Molecule: messenger RNA, 888 nt
Organism: Chara braunii
Lineage: Eukaryota; Viridiplantae; Streptophyta; Charophyceae; Charales; Characeae
Source: the annotation of a GenBank genome assembly
GCGUUGACUACCUUCAGACUGUCAUAGUUACUCCCGCCGUUUAUCCCCAAGAGAUGAGGUGCUGUGUUUCACCCGUCGGUAUAAAGAUGGCGAGGACGAGGCUAAGGUGGAGGAGGAAGGAAGAGGCGAUGGAGGAGGACGACGUGAUGGAGGAAGAAGAUGAGUUGGAGGAGGAGGAGGACGACGAGGAGGGGGAGGGAGAGGACAAGGAGGAGGAAGAGGAGGAGGCGGCGAUGGAGGGAGAAGAGGAGCACGGGGAGGAGGAAGAGGAGGAGGAGGAAGAGGAGGAGGAGGAGGAGGAGGAGGAGAAAGAGGUGAUGGAGGAGGAGGAAGAGGAGGAGGAGGAGGAGCAUGAGAGGACUCUUUUUUUUUUUUUUUAUACAAAACAUGCCCCACGUGCGACCGUCUUAACCCGAAAACAAGCUGCCUCCUCCUCCUCCUCCUCCUCCUCCUCCUCCUCCUCCUCGCGCAUAAAUGGAUUUACGACAUCCAUGGAUUUCGAGGAAGAGGACGAAGAGGACGAGGAGGAAGAGGAGGAGGAGCGGAGGAGGAAGCCGAGGAAGAGCAAGAGGAGGAGGACGAGGAGGAAGAGGAGGAGAGGAGGAAGCCGAGGAAGAGCAGGAGGAGGAGGAGGAAGAGGAGGAGGAGGAGGAGGAAAAGGAGGAGGAAGCCGAGGAGGAAGAGGAGGAGGAGGAGGAGGAGGAAAAGGAGGAAGAGGAGGAGGUGGAAAACGAGGAGGAGGAGGAGGAGGAGGUGGUGGAAGACGAGGAGAAGAGGAGGAGGAGAAGGAGGUGGAAGACGAGGAGGAGGAGGAGAAGUGAGGUGGAAGUCGAGCAGGAGGAGGAGGAGGAGGAAGACUGUAGGAAGAGGAGGCUCAUCUUAGCGACG